CACUGAAGUAUGAAAGGCUCUUAUUUAUCCUGUCAGCUGGUUUUAAAUUCCACCAGCUUGUUCGUGGCUUAAACAAAUGUAAUUAUUAACUAGCCUUGGAAGUACUGGCAUAUGAGCGACAGUUUAACUGUUGCAUGCUUUUACUUUUUGAUGUACUUGCAUAAAGCAAUCAGAGAGUCAAAAUAUCACUGUUUUUGUAGAAUGUUGUUCACAGUGGUCCCAAAUGUCAUUGCAAUAGAUAAAAAAAUAUCAAAGCAUCAAUUAUUUCAAAGAAAGAGAGCAUACAAAUAAUGUCUAUAUAUGGAGUCCCAUAGACAGAGCGGGAUUUUUUCAAUAAGUUCUGCAUUCCCUUGGUGGUGGUGGGAACCAUUACUGUGGUAGACUAAGAAACCAUGGUUUUAAUACAGUAUACUGUUUCCAUAUAUUUACCAUGGUUUUACUUAAGAUUAACAAUAGUUAAUCUUGUAUUUACUAUGGUUUUAUUUGUAGUAAAACAUACUGGCCAAAUAAGCAGAGAGUGCGGGCGCUAAUGUGGCCUGUCUGCAGUCCUGGCCAUCUCCAAUUGAGAAUGUGUGGUGCAUUAUAAACGCACAAUACGGCAUGGGCAUCUGAUUUCAAAUCAUCUGAUUUGAAAUUACUGUACAUUUUCAAAAAAAAUUAUGAAAUUCACAAUGUGUAGUUGUAGUGCUUUCAAUAUAGCAAAGGGUGAAUAUAAUUUACAAAUCACUCCUUUUUGCUUUUAUUAGCAUUUUUCAUACUGUCCCAACUUUUUCGGAUUUGGGGUUGUAGAAAAUUCUCAGUUUAAUUCAUGUUUAAUUCAGCAUGUUUCUACAGCUUAACAGAAAAAAGUUAGAUACGCUUUGAAGGAUGAAACAUAAAUUUAAUAAAUAUACAAUUACAGGAUACAUGCUUUGUUAAUAUAUUUUAUGCAGUUAAGGUAUUUACAAGAAUAAAGGAUAUUUAUAUGAGAAAUACUAACCAAUGUAGCCUUUAGCCUUUGAGGUAUGGGUAGGUUUAGGAGUAGUGGUUAGGCUAGGGUUUAGGGAAAGGGUCGGGUUAGGUUAAGGAUUGGGGUAAGGUUAACAGUGUAACUACAAAUGUAAUUGAAUGAAGGUAAUUUAAACUGAAAACAAUGCAACAACACAGAGUGGUGGCCAAAAAUGUUGGCACCUUGAUGAGAAAAGAAGGCUGUGAAAAAUAUAUCCUUAUUGUCUAUCCUUUUGGUCUUUCAUUCCAAAUAUUUACAAAAAUCUAUCCUCGAACAGAUAUCAAACAAUUCUAAACACAACACAAGUUUGAUCAAAAAACAAAUAAUUUUGUCAAAUAUAUGUGUGGCACAAUUAUUGGCACCCUUUUAUUCAAUACUUUGUGCAACCUCCCUUUGCCAAUAUAACUGCUCUGAGUCUUCUCCUAUAAUGCCUAAUGAGGUUGGAGUACACAUGGCAAGUGAUCUGAGACCAUUCCUCCAUACAGAAUCUCUCCAGAUCUUUCAAAUUCAGAGGUCCACGCUGGUGGACUCUCCUCUUCAGUUCACCACACACAUUUUCUACGGGGUUCAGGUCAGGGGACUGGGAUGGCCAUGUCAGAACCUUGAUUUUGUGGUCAGUGAACUAUUUUUGUGUUGAUUUUGAUGUGUGUUUUGGAUCAUUGGCCUGCUGGAAUAUCCAACCACAGCCCAUUUUAAGCUUUCUGGCAGAGGCAAUCAGGUUUUGAUUUUUUAUUUGUUGGUAUUUGAUAGAGUCCAUGAUGCCAUGUAUCCGAACAAGAUGUCCAGGACUCUGUCAUAAUAACAGCCCCACAACAUUAAAGAUCCAUCACCAUAUUUAACUGUGGGCAUGAGGUACUUUUCCAUAUGGCUACCUCUAUGUGUGCGCCAAACUCAUCUUGGGUGUUUACUGCUAAAAAGCUCUAUUUUUGUUUCGUCUGACCAUAGAACCCAGUCCCAUUUGAAGUUCCAGUAGUGUCUAGCAAACUGAAGAUGCUUGAGUUUGUUGUUGGAUGAGAGCAGAGAGCAGCUUUUUUCUUGAAACCCUCCCAAACAACUUGCUGUUAACUCAGGCAAUCACCAUUCAAGUCCAAAGGAACACUGUCACAGCACCAGUUCAGGGCAGAGUGCAUUUUUCCGUGAAUAUCACAUUCAUUGAUAUUCCAACAGUCACAUGGAUGUUCAAUUCUGUAAACGAGCAGCAGAGCAUCGCAGUUUGGAUGCUCGGUGACUCUGCAAAUGUCACGCAAUUCUACGAGGGAAGAGUGCAAACUCAUCCCAGUGGUUCUCUCACGAUAUCGGACUUACGGCUUCAAGACUCUGGCUAUUACAUCAUCACUGUUACAGAACCAUCUGGGAACAGCAAAGAUGCAGGUCUGGUACUGAAUGUAACAGAGGUGCUGUAUGAGGAUAUACAGUAUUUGAUUGUAUCUGUCAUUGGGUUGGGGAUCCUGGCUGCAUUUCUCAUGCUGUGUAUGUGGCUCUUGAAUAAACUGUCCCGCUACAUCAUGGACUGGAGUGAAAAGAGACGUAUGCCUGAGUAUGAUGACACUGAACUACAGCGGCUGUGAAGAGCACAAACAUGUACACAGCAUCUAAUACAGGAAACAAUUUGUUUCUGAAUUAAAGGUGAAUGUCUGAGAUGAACGGACUUGUGUUCAGAGGACAAGUGAUUCAUUUCUUACUUUCGGUGAAGAACUUCACAUCACAAAGUCAGUCUUGCAUCUCUCUCAUAAUAUUCCAGAUGAUAUGAAUGCACAUGGACACUUCUUGAGGACAAGCAUAAAACUCAUUGUGUAUCGAUGUGUUGAGGGCAGGAUGUGAGGCACAUGAAGGCCCCGGGCCCCAGACACUUAGAGACUCAGACUCCUGAACUUCCAAUGUUUCCUGAUCAUGUAUGACUCAAACCGACAAGAAAACAAUGGACAAUGAAGGAACAAAUCCUUUCAUCACUACCUUACACUAACCUGAUUUUUAAUACCAUCCAAAUGCCAGGAGGGCCCCAUCCUCCAGCACCUUCAGGGGACAACUAACAUCCACGUCAACAUCACACGUAAGAGUGUUUGUUCUGGAAUCUGGAACACUAGAUAUCAAAUUUCACUCUCUAAUAAGAAAUUACAGAUUUACUCAAAAAUAAA
Myxocyprinus asiaticus (Chinese sucker) is the source of this 3123-nucleotide messenger RNA. RefSeq names its product V-set and transmembrane domain-containing protein 5. Gene Ontology annotation, cellular component: plasma membrane; dendrite; axon. Gene Ontology annotation, biological process: filopodium assembly; positive regulation of excitatory synapse assembly. The record is from RefSeq and is a predicted model, not a curated record. Lineage: Eukaryota; Metazoa; Chordata; Actinopteri; Cypriniformes; Catostomidae. The transcript has 4 exons. The coding region runs from base 1999 to 2556 and encodes 185 amino acids.